Messenger RNA from Sordaria macrospora k-hell, 558 nucleotides. The record is from RefSeq and is a predicted model, not a curated record. Lineage: Eukaryota; Fungi; Ascomycota; Sordariomycetes; Sordariales; Sordariaceae.
AUGCGUACUUCAACCUCCCCCAACUUAUUCACCUCCCUCGCCAUCCUCCUGUCCACCCUUACCCUGGCCCACGCCAUCCCGUCCCCCGAGCUCCUCACGUCCACCGGCAAGCCACCUCACACCCUCCUUCCGCCCGGCGCCACAUUCAACGGCACCGACGUCAACGGCACCGACACCAACCCAGCGUCUACCCCUCGCAUGGCCUUAGCCGGUACCUUUGAAGCCAGUUGCAGCUUCAUCGACCCAUUCGGAAACGGCGAGCCUGCCAAUGUCGCGGCCAUCACUGAGGGGAUUGACUACCUGCGCACCUUAUCGGGAGCUCCAGUCAUCACACAGUGGUCGUGCCGCCAGGUGACCUGUAUCCAAGAAAGCGCGAUUUUCGUGUGCAACGAGGAGAUGGAUAUCUCACUGCAGUUCAGGAAUUAUGGAGAUAUCGCGACUGGCGCCCAGGCGGUACUGCAUUGGUGUGGCACGCGCGAGGGUACUGCCCCGGGGGAAGCGAUGACUGGGGAAGAGGGUCUGCAGUGGAGUGUGAUUGUUACUGGGGAGAAAUGCUGA